This is a messenger RNA of Cydia amplana, 728 nucleotides long. RefSeq names its product calcium and integrin-binding protein 1-like. Bases 81 to 638 code for a protein of 185 amino acids. The record is from RefSeq and is a predicted model, not a curated record. The transcript is spliced from 5 exons. Lineage: Eukaryota; Metazoa; Arthropoda; Insecta; Lepidoptera; Tortricidae. Gene Ontology annotation, molecular function: magnesium ion binding; calcium ion binding.
GGGUACAACUAUUCAUCGCUAAAUUAACUGUUUACAUACAUAAUUAUCCAGAAACUCGUGGAUUUCCUUCCUCAUCCAAAAUGGGCCAGGGCAAGAGCCAAUUCACUGAGGAGGAGCUUCAAGAUUACGAGGACCUCACUUACUUUACGAAGAAGGAAGUGUUAUAUGCCCACACUCGGUUCAAAGCCCUGGCUCCGGAGAAGGUUGGCCACAACAAGAACGCCAAGCUCCCGAUGGCCAAGAUACUCCAGUACCCAGAGCUCCGAGUCAACCCGUUCCGAGACCGGAUCUGCAAAGUGUUCAGCUCGAGCAGCGAUGGAGACUGCACUUUUGAGGACUUCUUGGAUAUGAUGUCGGUGUUCAGUGAUAAUGCUCCGAAAGCGGUGAAGGCUGAGCAUGCUUUUAGGAUUUUUGAUUUCGACGGCGACGACAUGAUCGGCGUCUCCGACCUUCGCGAAGUAAUCGAGCGGCUCUGCGGCCCCGAGCUACAGCUGACCGACUCGGAGCUGCAGCAGCUGGUGCAGAACGUUCUGGAAGAAGCCGACUUGGAUGACGAUGGCGCGCUCAGCUUUGCCGAGUUUGAGCAUAUUAUUGAUAAGAGCUCGGAUUUUACGCAAACGUUCCGGAUACGACUGUAACGAAACAGCAUCGAAAAAUGUCUUCCAAAAAUGUUGUCAACUUAAACUAUUAUCACCUACUUUAAGAAUAGUAAAAUAAGCGCUCGUAUC